AUGCAGCUGCACUCCAAGUCGCACACGGAGGUGAAAGCUCACCAGUGUCCGCACUGCUCCAAAUCCUUCGCUAACACCAGCUACCUGGCCCAGCACAUCCGCAUCCAUAGCGGAUACAAUUUAAACCACACAGAAUCCAAACCUCACAAGUGUCCUCACUGCACGAAAUCAUUUGCCAACACAAGCUACCUUGUUCAGCAUGUACGAAUACACACAGGAGUCAAACCUUACACCUGUAACUACUGCCAGAAAACCUUCAGACAGCUCAGUCACUUGCAGCAACACCACAGGAUCCACACAGGAGAUAGGCCAUACAAAUGUUCAUAUCCUGGUUGUGAGAAGUCUUUCACUCAGCUUUCUAACCUACAGUCUCAUCGGCAUCAGCACAACAAGGACAAACCGUAUAAGUGUCACCACUGUAACCGUGGUUAUGUAGACGCAGGCAGCCUGGAGGUUCAUCUGUCCACUCACACGGUCAAACACGACAAACUCUACUCCUGUGGUUUAUGCAACCACACAUAUACCUCGGAAACAUAUCUGAUGAAGCACAUGCGAAAACACACCCCAGAUAUGCUUCCGUCUCCACCCGGAUCAAACCAACAGAAUCACAGCUCCGGUCACACAGGAGGAAGUAGCUCGGAUGGAGACGGGCAAAGCCAAGCCGAGAGGAACAAUGCCUUCAUCCAGCCGUGCAUAUUCGACUUGAACCAAUACAAGUCAGUACCUUCUGCAGAUGUGCAGUAUAAAACUGUCUGUAUAUCUGACAUUUCCCCUCACAAAGACCUCUGCAUCACUGUGGAGGCUUCUGCCAUACAGGUGGGACACCUAAACUCAUGAGGAAUCCCAUGAAACUUUGGAGGUUAGGAAAAAACUUUUGCAAUCGAUGAGAUCCACACAGAGCUGUGGAUAUAGAAUGACUUUUCUUACUCGAUAACGUUUUAUUUGUAUAAAGGAGCAAGUGGAUUUAAUUGGACAAAAUCGAAGAAAAUAGACUUUUGUAUUUUUUUAUAAUCCUGAUCUCCCUCCCCAAAAGCUUCCUUGAAGACUGUUGCUGUUUCAGUGGGUACCCAGCUCAUAUCUCAAGUCUGUUGCUGAAAUUUCUAGUUUAUCUUGUUUGUUUGAUUGUCUGCGUCUGUAGUUUUUGGUACGAUCACUGCACUGUCAACAUCAAUAUUGUUACUGUCAAUGAGAACGGAAAUAUUGUGUCUUGCACAUUAUGUAUGGGAAUUGUUGUUCUGUUUUUGCUUUUAAAAAGGGAAAUUUGUUUGCAGUUACAUACGUUAAAAAGCACGUAUAUAUGGUUAAAAGAUGUAUUGUGUGUGAAUGAAAAAAGGACAACAGUUAUAGAUGUGUGUGUCAACUAAUGUCGAUGGCAAAUAUCUAAUGAGAUGGUGUUUUUCUUGAAAAAUUAUCCUGUUUAGUAUUUCCAUUUGCAGAUGACGAAAUUUUACAUUAUUACAUUAAUAGAAUAUAUAAUAUUCUAUUGUAACUACAGUUAUCAAAAUAACUGUAAACAUGCAACAACCUCUAGGCAUUAAUAAAAUCAGAUUAGUGUGCAUUAAUCCUUUAAAACAAGAU
Sinocyclocheilus grahami is the source of this 1578-nucleotide messenger RNA. Its product is annotated as zinc finger protein 384-like. Lineage: Eukaryota; Metazoa; Chordata; Actinopteri; Cypriniformes; Cyprinidae. The transcript is spliced from 6 exons. The record is from RefSeq and is a predicted model, not a curated record. Gene Ontology annotation, molecular function: RNA polymerase II cis-regulatory region sequence-specific DNA binding; DNA-binding transcription factor activity. Gene Ontology annotation, biological process: regulation of transcription by RNA polymerase II. The coding region runs from base 1 to 837 and encodes 278 amino acids.